Molecule: messenger RNA, 1993 nt
Organism: Striga asiatica
Lineage: Eukaryota; Viridiplantae; Streptophyta; Magnoliopsida; Lamiales; Orobanchaceae
Source: the annotation of a GenBank genome assembly
AAAACAUCUCUAUAUAAAGAGUUCGUUCUACCAAAUAUUUUCCAUAACCAAAACAUUCGAAACUCAUUUAGUAUUUUCCUAUCAAAAUAAUAAAGAAGAAGAAAACCCAUCAUUUUCUGCAUGGAUAAUCAAAUCUCUCUUCUGCCAUUCAUUCUAAUCCUUUUAACACAUCUCGGCUAUACUAAUUGUGCCACUCACACCCCAAUUAUAUGUAACCAAACCCCUUAUCCAGAGCUAUGCGCUUCUCUAGUCAGCUCAAGCCCACAAACCACUUCCCUUACCGAAAACCUACCCGAUUUUCACGACAAAAGCCUUAGGAUAACUCUAUUCGAAGCCCAAAAUGCGUACAAACUCAUUUCCGACAUGGACAUAAGUUCACUAGACGAGCUAGCUAAAUCGGCUUUGGCCGACUGUCUAGAGCUUUACGAAGACUCCAUCUAUCAACUUAACCAAUCCAUUACCUCCAAAAACGACCCUAACGCACUAGCCGACGCACAAACAUGGUUGAGUGCGGCCAUUGCGAAUGAACAAACGUGCCAAAAUGGAUUUCUUGAUUUUAACUUGCCCAAAGACCACUUGCCAUUCAUGCAAACCAACUUUUCAAAGUUCCUUAGCAACUCACUAGCCAUCAAUAAUGCCAUGUCCUUAUCGUCAUCAUCAUCCUCAACUUUUUCGCUCGACAAAAUUAAGCAGAACAAAAACAGGCGUCUGUUGUCAGUCGUUAAAUACACCAACGAUAAUGAUUUCCCGGAAUGGGUCUCGGCAGGCGACCGGAAAUUGCUCCAAUCACCGGGGCCCACCAUUAAAGCCGAUGUUGUGGUGGCACAAGAUGGCUCGGGUGAUUACAAGACUAUUUCUGAAGCUUUGGCUACAUCAGCCAAGCGAAUGGGGAGUCGCAGAUUCGUGAUAUAUGUAAAGAAGGGGGUUUAUAAAGAAAAUGUUGUGGUGAAGAGGACAAUGAAGAACCUAAUGUUGAUUGGGGACGGCAUAGAGGCAACAGUUGUUACGGGGAGUAGCAAUGUCGAAGAUGGCUCCACAACUUUUCGUUCUGCGACUUUUGCCGUGAGCGGUGGAGGUUUCAUCGCACGAGGCAUAACGUUCGAGAACACGGCGGGCCCCUCCAAGCACCAGGCAGUCGCCUUCCGGUCAGGCUCUGACCUCUCGGUUCUAUACAUGUGUAGCUUCAAAGGGUACCAAGACACACUGUACGUCUACUCCCAGCGCCAGUUCUACCGCGCAUGCGACAUUUACGGCACCAUCGAUUUCAUCUUCGGAGAUGCCACCGUCGUCAUCCAAAACUCCAAUAUCUACAUCAAAAUCUCUUCCAGCCAGUGGAACACCGUAACAGCACAGGGCAGAAAGGACCCACACGAAAAUACCGGAAUUGUUGUACACAAUUCGCGCGUGGUCACGUCAGGACUCAAGACGUAUCUCGGGAGGCCGUGGCAGAGGUACUCGAGGACGGUUUUUAUCAAGUGUGAGAUGGACGGUGGGGUGGACCCUGCUGGGUGGCUUGAGUGGAAUGGCGAUUUUGCCCUCGACACUCUGUAUUAUGGGGAGUAUAAUAAUAUGGGUGCUGGUGCGGGUACGGGUGGGCGGGUCAGGUGGGCCGGGUUUCAUGUGAUAUCGAGCUUGGAAGAGGCUGGGAAGUUCUCGGUGGGGAGUUUCUUGGGCGGGGGUUCGUGGAUUCCGGCUACCGGUGUGCCGUUUACGUCCGGGGUGUGAUGAUAUGAUGUGUGAAUUUCGUUUGUUACUUAGGUCAACAUGUCGCACGUGUGUAUUCAAUGUAGAAUAUUUUAGAUUCCGUUAAAAACGUCAAUAACGUAAUACUUUGUGUCUUGACUACUUAGCUAGUUGCAUUGAAAAUGAUGUAUAUUUUUACCUUGUAAAGUAAUAAGUGGUGUGGUACAACUGUAAAUCUUCUGCUUUUGAUUUGUAUUCCAGUACGGUCAAUGGUGAUGCAAUAAUUGACUAAUUGUUCAUUCAUCUACGC